UAGAGAUCCCUCAUUUUUCUGCUAAGAGGACAUUUUAUAUAGACUCACGUGGUGGAGCCACAGAGAAUUAGCCGCCCCUCACGAAUAUUCUUCCCAUGUUUGCGUUGCUAGUCUUCUUAUUCUAAGUCAAUGGAGUUAGUGUACUAAUCUAAUAUAUAUACAACAAACCCUUUUAUCUGUUUUGAAUACCAUUGCUUCAUAUAGCUCUCUAAAAAAGCUCUUUGUUCGUCUCUAUAUCAUACGAAUAAUGGAUUCUUAUUUUUUCCUUGGCACUGUUGUUGUUGUUGCUCUUGCAAUCUACACGCUUUUGGGAACAAUAUCUUUUAUGGUUUAUAGAAAAUUCAGGUUACACCAAGAGAAGAACAACAUAUCAUCUUGUUUUUCUUUUUCAUCUUGCUUUUCUUUUUCAUCUUCUUCAUCGACUUCGUCGCCCGGUCGUAAACACCAAGUCUUUCCAAGUUUCCACGGGGCAGAUGUACGCAAAUCCUUUCUCAGCCACAUCAUGAAGGAGUUCAAAAGCAAGGGAAUCGACAUAUUCAUUGAUAAAGAUAUCAAGAGGGGUAAGUCCAUCGGUCCUGAGCUCACAGAAGCUAUCAGAGGAUCGAGGGUUGCGAUUGUCUUCCUCUCGAGGAAAUAUGCUUCUUCGUCGUGGUGCCUGAAUGAGUUGGCACUGAUCAUGAAGUGCAGAAAAGAGUUGGGUCUAACAGUGAUGACCCUUUUCUAUGACUUGGACCCAACUGAUGUAAGGAAGCAGACCGGAGAUUUUGGGAUGGCCUUCAAAGAAACUUGUAAAGGUAAAACAAAGGAUGAAAUUGGAAGAUGGAGACAUGCUUUGGAGGAAGUCGCCAAAAUCGCCGGUUACCAUUCAAGCAUAUGGGAUAAUGAAGCGGACAUGAUCGGAAUAGUCACCACUGAUAUUUCAAAUACGUUGAACAUCUCAACGCCGUCAAGUGAUUUCAGCGACUUAGUUGGGAUGGAGGAUCAUAUGAAAAAAUUGGAACGAAUGUUAUACCUAGAUCUGAAUGAUGUGAGGAUGAUAGGGAUUUGGGGUCCUCCUGGGAUUGGUAAGACUUCCAUCGCCAGAGUUUUAUUUCGAAAACAUUCUGACAGUUUCGAUUUGAGUGUCUUUAUGGAGACUGUCAAGGGUUAUACAAGACCAGGUUGUUCGGAUGAACACGGUCUUAAGCUGCACUUACAGCAGCAGUUUCUGUCUCAAAUAUUCAACCAGAAGGAUGUAGAAGUUCCUCACUUAGGAGUUGUACAAGACAGGUUAAGAGACAAGAGAGUGCUUGUUGUGCUUGAUGACGUUGAUCAGUCAGCACAAUUAGAAGCCAUGGCCAAGGAAAAUAAGUGGUUUGGUCCUGGAAGUCGGAUUAUCAUCACCACGCAAGAUCGAAGACUUUUGAAAGCACAUGGAAUCAAAGAUGUGUACAAGGUGGAUUUACCACCACCUGAUGAUGCUUUUCAAAUCUUCUGCAUGUAUGCUUUUGGUAAAACCUCUCCAAAACAUGGUUUCGAGGAGCUUGCAUGGGAAGCUACAUACCUUUCUGGUAUACACCCUUCGGGAAUAAAAAGUAUGGGCUCUUAUUUCCGGAAAAUGUCAAAACCGGAGUGGGUAAACGCGUUACAAAGGUUAAGGACUAGUAAGCUUGACUCUGAAUCUCCGAGGACCCACAGAAAGCUCAUAAAUAGAUUAAGGAAUGUAAAACAGAAGAUGCUGUCAAAUACGUUGAGCCGUAUAAGGAAGCACCAAAUAGCAUCAGCAGCAGCAAAAGCUGCUAGUGUUUAUGAAACAAGUAUAAAAGAAGAGGUGGAUUCGUCCGCGGAGUCGUUGAAUCAUUGACUUGGUGAAGAAGUAAAGAAACUGAUAGAGUUGAAGAACCACGUCCAAGAACAUGAAACUACCUGAUCAAACCACCAAAACGAAAGUAUGUGCAAUGAGUGAUUUAUGUUAUAUGUAUGUUAAUCUUUUAAUUUACUCUGCAAUUUGCUUCAGUUGUAACAAGGAGAGAAUCGGUCAACCUAUAUCAUGUAGAACCAACUCUCCAUUAUUUGCUUGUGGUAUCUAUGUAAAGAGACAAUCUCAAUUCCCUAAAACAAAAGUCUUAUUAUUGUUCUUGUUUUACCCUGUUCCUAAAAAUGUGAUACGAGGAGGUGAUCAAGAACUUAUGUUUCUGCUACGUACACUACUAUGUAUUUCUUUGGAUCUUCCAUCUCUCUAAACUUACCUGAUACGGCUGUGGA
This is a messenger RNA of Arabidopsis thaliana (thale cress), 2244 nucleotides long. Its product is annotated as Disease resistance protein (TIR-NBS class). Lineage: Eukaryota; Viridiplantae; Streptophyta; Magnoliopsida; Brassicales; Brassicaceae. Bases 248 to 1843 code for a protein of 531 amino acids. Gene Ontology annotation, biological process: defense response; signal transduction. The transcript has 2 exons. Gene Ontology annotation, molecular function: ADP binding. The record is from RefSeq and is marked reviewed.